CGUGAAAAUCGUCGUUCAUACGUUUUGGUUCUCUUGACUGAAAAUUUUUAGAUUGAAAAAAUUGAUGUCCUGGUGAGUUUCCUAAUUUACUUGCCAGGUUACUUUGUUGUCCUGCUCGCCAUGGCGGAACAUAAAUUAAAGUUCAAGGGCAAGGGACCUGGCUUAGCCCCAAUUGUCCAGCCCAAACGGCAGGAGGUGAAGCCACCACGAGAUCUUGAUUCAGUCGGAAUGUUGAAAUUUGAAGAUGGAGGAGAAGUAGAAGUGAGAGCAGACGAUUUAAUCGAAGUGAAGGAACUCGGACGUGGUACCUAUGGUGCUGUGUAUGAGAUGCACCACAAUGCCUCCAACCAUACAAUGGCUGUGAAACGAAUUCGCUGUACAGUGGACAGCAAAGAGGAAAAACGACUUCUGAUGGACUUAGACAUUUCGAAAAAAGCAGCGAAAUGUCCCUACACAAUAUUCUUUUAUGGUGCAUUAUUUCGAGACGGCGACGUGUGGAUUUGUAUGGAGAAGAUGAACCAUUCGCUGGACGUUCUGUAUAAGAGCAUGCGGGCGAAUCUGGACAAAGUGAUUCCGGAAGAUGCAGUGGGUAAGGUGGCAUUCUCUGUCGUUUCAGCACUUGAGUACCUGAAGAAUGAGCUGGAUGUCAUUCAUCGUGAUGUGAAACCAAGCAAUAUUUUGAUAGACAAGACGGGAAGUAUCAAGCUCUGCGAUUUCGGCAUCAGUGGACAGCUUGUGAAUUCUGUGGCCAAGACACUCGAUGCAGGAUGCAAGCCUUACAUGGCACCAGAAAGGAUUGAUCCGACGAAAGAUCGCGAGUAUGAUGUGCGCUCGGAUGUGUGGAGUCUUGGUGUGACCCUUAUUGAGCUCGCCCUGGGUAAGUUCCCUUACCCGCCGUGGAAGACGGUGUUCGAGCAGCUCAAGGCAGUUGUAAGUGGUCCUGCGCCGGAGCUACCAGAUAACGGCACAUUCACGGACUGCUUCAUCGACUUUGCGCGCGUCUGCUUGAUGAAGAACCCGGACUUGCGGCCAAAGUAUGAGAAGCUGGAGACGCACGCGUUCUUCCUGAAAUAUAAGGAGUCCGACUAUGACGUCGGCACUUGGUAUCGUGGCAUCCUGGAAGAGCUAGAACGUUUCGACGCGCAAUCUGGCGCGACAGCAGGUACGUCACCCAAGCAUCAGACAUAGCAGCGCGGGACCGUAUCUCACAUAUAACCGCAUCAUGAAACUCCUAUCAUACCUUAAAAAUUUGCUCCGACCGGGGCUCACCGCAGAAUAAUUUACCUUUUCAGCAUGUUCAGAGUUUUGAUGUCAUGCUCGAUAUUCCGUCCAUGUACCUGUAGGUUGAAUAAAAAUUCCAACUCAUGACACUGUACUGUCUUCAUGACAUUGUGGUUGUAGUUUUCCUGCUGCCGUUUCAUUUUUAUCUCUACUCCCACGAUCGAUGUACGAGUUUAUUAUAUGCAUCGACGUACAGCUGUUUAGUCGCGUGUAAUGUUAUUCUGUUUAUAUAUUAGCGCAUUCAUAUACCUUGAUAACAGCUGGACUUUGCCCGUGCCGUGCCGGAAGCGACAUACGUACAUAAUUUUCUCCUCCUAUCGUUAUCUAGCUUUGUAACAAAUCGCGACGGCUGCAUGUCGUUGUUUUUAACCGCCCAACUGAAAUCAGCCUCCUGUUUUAAUUCUCCUUUUGUACAGAGUAAGUCUGUGCCGUCCAUAUUUUGUGUGCCGUUUCCUAUUCUUUUCUCAAUUCAUCCUGUGCCUUGUACCUGUUGAUUCUCUGUCUUCUAUUGCGUUUACGAAAGGCGUACGCUUGUUUUACCAUUUU
Sycon ciliatum is the source of this 1827-nucleotide messenger RNA. RefSeq names its product dual specificity mitogen-activated protein kinase kinase 6-like. Gene Ontology annotation, biological process: protein phosphorylation; MAPK cascade. The record is from RefSeq and is a predicted model, not a curated record. Gene Ontology annotation, molecular function: MAP kinase kinase activity; ATP binding. Bases 121 to 1188 code for a protein of 355 amino acids. Lineage: Eukaryota; Metazoa; Porifera; Calcarea; Leucosolenida; Sycettidae. The transcript has a single exon.